UGUACCAUUGUCGCUUCAGACUAACUACAGGAGCCUCAGUUUGCACUUCAUAAUGAUCGGAGUGAGUCUUGCUUGAGUACAACCAUAUCAUAACUGCAGUGUCUUGAUUGCAAUACUCAUUUCAAGCUAUGGAUCGUUUUUGGGCUGCCCCUCCUGUCACCAGGACUUUGACCGCCCUUACCUUUGCCCAGUCUGCACUGGUCUAUGGUGGUUUGCUGGGUGCUCAUCGAGUCAUCUUCCUACCAGAGUUGUUGUUCAAGCUUCCGCCUGAUCUGUGGAGACUUUUCUCGUCUUUCCUACUGACCGGGCCACGGCUGUCAUUUAUCUUUGAUCUUUACUUUUUGUUCACCUAUGGCAGUGGUUUGGAAACAGAUUCGCCGCGCUUCAGUUUACCGGGUGAUUUCUUCACCUAUGUAUUCUUUGUAGCCACCGUUAUCCUGCUCACCGCAGGUUAUCUGCUGAAUGGUGUAAUCUUCACGUCCGCUUUGAUACUCGCUUUUGUCUACACAUCCGCGCAGGAUAAUCGAGGGAGAAAGACGAAUUUUUUCUUCUUCCAGAUCCCGAUGGAGAUGGUACCUUGGGCUAUGCUUGGUGUCACCUUAGUGAUGUCCGGGUGGCCUGCUGCACUGUAUGAGAGCACCGGAAUACUUGCUGCUCAUAUGUACGAUUUCCUGACGCGGAUUUAUCCGGCAUUCGGCGGUGGUCGAAACUAUCUCACCACACCGGCCUUUGUGAGAAGGCUCUUCUCGACUUAUGUGCCUAGAAGCGCGAAUCGAGCCUAUGGAACUGCAUACCGACCAACAGGCCCGGCGCAAAAUCCCUCAUCAAGCGGUUGGACUUCGUCUUUGCAGAGUCCUUGGAGUGGCCGCGGCCCUGGGCGGAGAUUGGGGGGGAAUUGAGUCUUGACAGACCCAACAUGUAAUCAUCAUUUGUCUCGAGAUGGUCUAACUCGGAGGCGACCAGCUGUCAGACCAGGUUGUCAAGGAAGCAAAGUCAUUGCAUUGCAAUUGCAGGAUGUGCAUAAAACAGCCAAACAAUUAGUACUGAAUCUACUCGCGUAAUC
Aspergillus campestris IBT 28561 is the source of this 1063-nucleotide messenger RNA. Its product is annotated as DER1-domain-containing protein. The record is from RefSeq and is a predicted model, not a curated record. Gene Ontology annotation, cellular component: endoplasmic reticulum membrane; Hrd1p ubiquitin ligase ERAD-L complex. Gene Ontology annotation, biological process: endoplasmic reticulum unfolded protein response. Lineage: Eukaryota; Fungi; Ascomycota; Eurotiomycetes; Eurotiales; Aspergillaceae. The coding region runs from base 129 to 899 and encodes 256 amino acids. The transcript is spliced from 5 exons. Gene Ontology annotation, molecular function: misfolded protein binding; ubiquitin-specific protease binding.